Momordica charantia (bitter melon) is the source of this 1255-nucleotide messenger RNA. Lineage: Eukaryota; Viridiplantae; Streptophyta; Magnoliopsida; Cucurbitales; Cucurbitaceae. The record is from RefSeq and is a predicted model, not a curated record.
AUGGGGAACUGGGGACUAGUAAGGGGAGGAACUUCUGAUUGGAAGCUAAAGACAUCUAUAAUGCUUGGGAAAGUUAUUUUUAUUUUGACGCUCACAGGCAUGCAACAUUUGCACAAGAAUCAAUUGCAAAAUUUUGCUCAGAAGAGAAACCUCACGUUACCUAUAUACACAUGUGAACGUGAUGGCCCACCUCAUGCUAGUCGUUUCAGGUGCAAAGUGGAAAUUGGUGGAAGAACUUAUGAAAGUUCAGAACUUUUUGCUACAUUGAAAGAUGCUGAAAAUGCAGUUGCAAAAGUUGCUUUGCUGUCAUGUCAAGAUGGAGCGCAAGAGAAUCCUGGUCUUUACAAAAAUUUCUUGCAAGAAAUGGCCCAAAAAAGAGGUUUAGGAUUACCAGCGUAUAGUACAUUGCAAUCUGGUGAAGUUCAUGCACCGAUUUUUGUUUCAAUUGUAAAAGUAGGAGAAGAAACUUUUGAAGGGCAACAAUCGAGAACUAAGAAACAAGCUGAGAUGAGUGCAGCGAAAGUUGCUUAUAUUUCUCUAAAAGAGGGCAAGAAUCAUUUGAUUGCAUCUCCAGGAGGACAAGCUUCUCAGGUCGAAGUCGUCUCUUCUAGCUCGCAAUCCAACGUCAGCACGAAUAUGGAACUAGUGAGAUCCAGUCCUUCAAUUGAGAAACAACCUAAUGACGGAGGGCCUUGUAGCAUCUCAACAAGAAAGAGAGCUCCAUCUUGUGACCUUGGUUCUGAAGUUCAAAACGUUGCUCAACAUGAUGUUCCUUCUGAGAGCAACAACUAUGUUUUGAAUUUAAUCUCCAAGCUAGAAGCUGGGAAGAGUUCAUCUUCCAAAAGGAUUUUUGUAUGUCCCCGCGAACCGAAUAUGAAAUUUCCCCAGGACAGCACCAUAUUAUCAAUGAGUGAUGACAAAUGGGUUGCGUUCUCACUAUCGAAUGAAGCUAGUCAGUAGAAAUCGCUGUGAGUAACUUUUUGAAUUGUAGUGCAUUGACUCCUAACAUCAAGAUAGUUAUAUUUUGUGUGUAUAGUCCGACUCGGAUAGUUGAUGGUGCAUGCAAUGUUUCAAAGGAGGUUUGGUUCGUCUUGUUGUCAUUAGGUUCAAUCCAAGUGAUAAAAGAAUUGGGAUGAAGAGCUUGUACAAGUAGUUAGAUGUGUGCACCUUGAUCUUCAGUGUAGAAAAAUUCUGUUGUAUUGUAAUGAUCACUUAUUUUGCUUUUAAAUCUAAUGUGUGGGAGAUUGUUAUUUCA